Magallana angulata is the source of this 14729-nucleotide messenger RNA. Its product is annotated as dynein axonemal heavy chain 10-like. Gene Ontology annotation, biological process: microtubule-based movement. NCBI's taxonomy places the organism in Eukaryota, Metazoa, Mollusca, Bivalvia, Ostreida, Ostreidae. Gene Ontology annotation, molecular function: ATP hydrolysis activity; minus-end-directed microtubule motor activity; ATP binding. Gene Ontology annotation, cellular component: dynein complex. The transcript has 68 exons. The record is from RefSeq and is a predicted model, not a curated record. The coding region runs from base 115 to 14223 and encodes 4702 amino acids.
AUAAAACCAUUGAACAUACCAAAACUUCUGCAAGUUACCAGGUUGUUGUGUAGAACUAAAAUAUUUAAUAGAAAAUGAACAACCGAUAAAUUUACAUGAAAUUAAGUUAUCACAAUGGAUGAUCCGAGAUUCGAAUGGGUUGGAAAACAGGUUGCUUUGGCCCUUGACAUCAAAGAACCUGAAGUUUUUGAAGAAUUACUAGAAAGAGAUGAUGGUGUCUUUGAAAGGGGUCUUGGAAAAUUCCUCAAUGACACACCAGAAGACACCGAGUCUUCGAUUCUGUUUUACAAAAUAAUCAGGGAAGAAGAAGAGGAAGUAGAAGUAGAAUGUGAGCCAGAAAUUCCAGACAUUGAAGAGGAGGAAGAGCCUACAGAGCAGACAGAGGGGGAACAGAAAGAGGCAGAGGAGGGAGAGCCACUAGGGGAACAGCCCCUGACUGUCUCUAGUCCAACGGAAGAGGAAGAAACAUCAAGGAAAGGGACUCCUUCGUCAGGGAGACGAAAGAAGCGUGCCAAAAGUGAGACCACUGAUAAGGAUGGUGCUGAUGAUGCAGCCAAGACUCCUCAGGAAGGCGAUGGAGGAAAAUCUGAGGGGGGUGACCAGGGGGAAACAGCCGAGGGUGAGGGAGCUGAGGAGGAAAACCCUGAAGACAAACAGCCCAAAACAAAAAUCAUCAUUCAAAAAGUGAUGAGGACCUAUCUGUACAUGUGCUACCAACAUCUCCCAGAGGAAGUGGCUGACACAAAGAGUGUGUACUUCUUGAGGAAUACCCCAGGGAUGGUCCCCCUCCCAAAUAGUUCAGAGGAGGCCAAUUCUGAACUCCCAGGAUACUUUGAAAUGGGUAUUCUCAAUGGCCAUUCUCUUGUUAUGCUUGAGCAGAUUAUUUCUCAGGUGUACAUGCCACUGUUGUCAUACAACCAACAUCGCAAUGGUGAGAGGAAACCUGAAGCUAGAGCUGUAAGCAGGGCAGACACCAAGGCCACAGAAGCUUCCAUGGCCGGAGAGGAAGGGGAGGAAGAGGAAAAACCCAAAGUUAAUGUGGCAGAAUCCAGAGCCAAAGCCAUGUUGAGAGAUGAGUUUCUUAUAAACAUGCAGAAAUUUGCCUCUGGAAUCAAUAGAACCAUCCAGCAGAUUGAAGGAGAAGUGAGAUUGGAGAUUCCAGAGAUUGAACUUGGUGAUUUGAAAUUGGAAGAAAUUUUGGCAGAUAAUGAUUUAAUGACAGUUAUCAAAGACUCUUGUUCUGAAUGGGCAAAGCAAGUGAGAGGUGCAUUGGAUGCAGAACUGAAGAAAACUCCACAAGGGAAAGGUCCAUUGGCAGAAAUUGACUUUUGGAGGGAAAGAAAUGCCUCUUUGAGUGCCUUGACUGAGCAGCUAAAAUUACCAAUUGUUGCUCAAAUGAUUGAAAUUUAUAAUCAAGUGGAAGUGGAUUUUACAGAUUUAAAGCCAGAGUUAAACAAGUAUUAUGUAGAGGCCAAGGACAAUGUGAGAUUUUUGUCCACUCUGGAGAGGCAUUUCAAAAAUAUAACCCAUGGAGCUACAUUCCAGGUAGUGAUAGAGACUAUUCCUUCCAUGAUGAAUGCCCUACGCAUGGUCUGGAUUAUCUCCAGACAUUACAAUAAAGAUGAACGGAUGGUGCCUCUUAUGAGCAGGAUUGCUUGGGAGUUGGCUGAGAGAGUUAGCAAAGUGAUCAACAUCAGAACUAUUUAUGGUGGGGAAGGUCCGGUUACAAACACAGAAGAAGUCAAAGUCAAAACUUCUGAGGCUAAGAGAAUGUUGGAGGUAUGGAAAGAACAAUACUUUGAGGUCCGAGCCAAAAUUGAGGCCUCUGGGCGGGACCAAAGAUGGGAGUUUGACAGAAAGAAGUUGUUUGAGAGGACAGACCACAUGGCAGUCAUCUGUCAAAACUUGUACGAUGUUGCUCAGGUUUUAGAGGAAUUCUACAAUAUUUUUGGACCUGAGCUUAAAGCUGUUACCGGUGACCCCAAAAGAAUUGAAGAAGUUUUGCUGAGAGUAGACAACCUUGUCAAACCACUGCAGGAAGUGGGAUUUGAUCCAUUUGAGAUUCAGUACAAAAACUCCUGGAAGAGUCAAAUGGAACAUUUCUACAAGCAGGUGGAGUCCAUCGAAGGCGAGGCCAAGAUGUUCAUUGAUGAAUCAUUCCAGUCUCUCAGAUCAGCAGAGGGGGCCUUUGAUAUGCUGCUCAACUUUAAGCACAUCAGAUCAAGAAAAGCUAUCAAUGAUCAGAUGAUGCAAAAAUUCAAAGAUAUUUUAGUGCAAUAUGAAAAAGAGGUGACAACCAUGGAUGAGUUGUUUCAAGCUCAGAAAGAUAAUCCUCCAUUACAUAAGAACCAUCCCCCUGUGGCAGGAGCCAUUUUCUGGGAGAGAUCAUUAUUUCAUCGUAUCAAGCACACAAUUGUACGCUUUCUGACCAUGGAAGACAUGAUGCAAAGUGAAAUGGGAAAACAUGCACGAGCAAAAUACCUUAGUGUAGCACGUCAAAUGAAGUUCUAUGAAGAUCAGAAAUAUGAAGAAUGGAGACAGAGUGUAGAGCAACACUUGCCAUCUCUGCUGAAGAGAAAUCUGUUGAUCAAGCCCCACCAUGCUGCAGAGGAAAUGAGAGCUGCUGCUCAAAAAGAGGCUGAUGAAGCAGCACACCAGCAUCAUGCAAAUAUAAACCCAGACCAAGAGCACCAUGGUGCAAAAACUGAGGGAGAAAAUCAGGAAGCUGAUCAGUCAGCUGAUCAGAGUAACCAGGCUGUGCAGCUGAAAUACUUGGUUGACUUUGACCCACAGCUGACAGAGAUCGUAUCCGAGACUAAAUACAUGGAGCAACUAGGAUUCUCUGUUCCAGAACUAGCCAGGAAUGUAGCUCUACAGGAAGAAAAGUAUAUAAACUAUGUUGAGGGUCUGCGUUUCAUGCUCAGCAGAUACCAUGCUCUGCUGUCCUCUCUGGAUCAAGCUGAGACAAGUUUGCUAGAGGACCACAUGAGAGAUCUUCGUCGAGUGAUCAGACCAGGCUCCAAGCGUCUCAACUGGAACUCCCUGGGUAUUAACGACUUCGUUCUCAAGUGUAGAAAUGCCAUUGGUAAAUUUGAAUCUCUAGUCAACCAGAUACAGAAGAAUGCCAAGGACAUUAAUCAAAGGCUGCACAUGAUUGAGUGUUGUAAUUUGUUUAAACCACCACCCCAGAAAUUCCCAGACACCCUGCCUAGCUGCAAGGAGUAUUUUGAACAUGUGGAGAGAGAAAGAGGCAAAGAUUUUGAGAUUCUUGCAAGGAAAUAUCGUGCAAUAGGACCAUUAUUAACAAAAAUGGAAGGACUUGUAGUGCACACAAAUUCUGGACGUUCUCCCAAACUAAGUGCAUAUUAUUCCUAUUGGGAGAAGAAAGUGUAUGACGCUUUAACCAAAUUAAUCAUGAGCAAUUUACGCAGAUUUGAGGUGGCGUUACGGACUAGCAAACCCUUGUUCCAGGUGGAAACUCUUCUGGCAGCUCCUGAUGUUGUCCUUCAUCCUCAAGCCAAUGAAGUGUACAAACUAACACUCCAGAGUGUGAGGGAUUGUGUGGAAGGGACAAAGUUAUUUGUAAGAUGGAUGCAAGGAACUUGCAUUGAGACUGCACCUCAAAAAAUGGAAGGUGAAGAUGAACCAUAUGUUUUCUGUUUCUUCACUGACAUUUCUGCCAAUCCUGAGAUCAUAGACUACGUCCAAACCAUUCAGACUGACAUCAAAAACACACUGACCAACAUGACGCGGUAUCUCAACAGAUGGAAGAAAUACAGAAGUAUCUGGAAAGUUGAUAAGCAAGCCAUUGCUGAUAAAUGGUAUCAAAAGGGUCCAACAGUAGUUGCUUUUGAUGACAAGUUGCAGUAUUACUACAAAACCAUAGAUGAAGUAGAAACCUUGCCUCUAGUCAAAGACCAGGAUUGUAUUCGUCUACACAUGGGACCAUUAGCUUCUUCUGUGAAGGAGCAUGCCAAACAGUGGAUCGGACAUCUUGGAAAGAUCUUGCGAGACUCUGCUAAAGAAUCUCUCUACAAACUCAGGGAUCAACUGGAUGACAAGUCAGAUGAUUUAGAGCAAACCCCGAGUUCUUUAGAAGACCUCAAGUUUGUCCUUACCACUAUAUCAGACAUCAAGAGCAUGUCUCUUGAUGUGGAAACUAGAAUCCGGGAUGUCCAGGAACGAUACAGGACAUUAUCCAUGUAUUCUAUUGAGGUCACAGAUGAAGAGAAGGAAAUUCAAGCCAAGCUGCCUCAGAUCUGGGAUGAGUUGGUUUAUAAAUCCAAGAACACUGAUGCUGGUCUCACUGUCGUCAAAACCAAGUUUACAGAGAUCACACAAACCCAAAUACAAGACUUCAAAAAAGACCUUGAGAAGUUUUCUGAAAAGUUCUAUGAUUUUGGUCCAGGUGCUGUUGGUACAGACUUAGAAAAAGGUCUUGAGUUGAUGAAGACUUUCCGUGUUGAGGUCGGUGAUUUAGAAGCUGCCAGACAGGAGCUUGCCAACGCAGAGAAACUCUUUGAUUUACCAAUCACAAUGUAUCCAAACCUCCUGGAAGUUCAGAAACAGAUGAAGGGAUUGGAAAUGGUUUACACUCUGUAUGAAGAACAGAAGGCUGCAAGAGAACAGUGGGCAGAAACAUUAUGGUCUAACCUUAAUGUCCAAGUGCUUCAAGACGGUAUUGAAGGUUUCUUAAAAAGCUUGCGUAAAAUGCCAAGAGAAGUCAAAUCCAUGCAGGCAGCCAGAGCUGUGGAAUCUAAGAUGAAAGAGUUCCGAGACUCACUACCAUUGUUUGUGGACUUGAAACACGAUGCUCUUAGAGAACGCCAUUGGAAGGAGCUGAUGAACAAGACAGGACAAAAGUUUGACAUCAAUCCUGAGACAUUUACUCUGGCCAAUGUGUUCUCCAUGGAGCUCCAUCGAUUCCAGGAAACCAUUGGAGAGAUAGUCACCAUGGCCAGCAAAGAAAUGGGUAUCGAAAAGGGAGUGAAAGAAAUUGAUGAGCAGUGGAGCAACAUGAAGUUCACAGUCCAUGCCUACAUGAAGGGGACCUCCAACAGGGGCUGGAUCCUGGGGGCAGUCGAUGAGAUCCUUCAGAUCCUUGAUGACAGCUCAAUGAACCUACAGAGCAUGUCAGCCUCCAGAUUCGUCGGGCCGUUCUUGAACUCUGUACAAAACUGGGAAAAGAGUCUGUCUCAUAUCUCAGAAGUUCUAGAUGUCUGGAUGGUAGUACAGAGGAAAUGGAUGUACUUGGAGGGAAUUUUCAUUGGAGGUGAUAUCAGAUCUCAAUUACCAGAGGAAGCCAAGAAAUUUGAUCAAAUAGACAAAAUGUUUAAAAAGAUCAUGAAUGAUGUCUACAAAAACCCAGUCAUUAAAAUUUGUUGUCAUGCUCCCAACCGACUACAAGAUCUGGAAGCCCUGAGCCUGGGACUGGAGAAAUGCCAGAAGUCUCUGAAUGACUACUUAGACUCAAAACGAAACGCAUUCCCACGAUUCUUCUUCAUCUCUGAUGAUGAACUGCUCAGUAUUCUUGGUAGCAGUGAUCCAGCUUGUGUUCAGGAGCAUAUGAUAAAGAUGUAUGACAACAUUGCUGCUCUAAGAUUCCAACAAGGUCCUAAUGGGGAGACCCUAGCCUCGGCUAUGAUCUCCGCUGAGGGUGAAGUGAUGGAGUUUCGGGAGAAUGUUCCAGCAGAGGGGCGAGUGGAAGACUGGAUGACAAGUGUACUGGAAGAAAUGAGGUGUACAAACAGACUAAUUACCAAGGAAGCCAUCUUCUUCUACUGUGCUGAUGGCAAAACAAGAGUGGACUGGAUGAUGGGAUAUCAAGGUAUGAUUUGCUUGGCUGGAAACCAAGUGUGGUGGACAUGGGAAGUGGAGGAUGUUUUCAGGAAGGUCAAGAAGGGCCAUAAAACAGCCCUGAAGGACUACGCCAAGAAGCAGCACAAGCAGAUUGGAGACCUUGUAGUGACUGUCAGAUCACCCCUCUCCUCCAACGACCGCAAGAAGUUCAACUCUGUGCUCAUCAUUGAUGUCCAUGCCAGGGAUAUCAUUGAUGGAUUCGUAAGAGACAGUAUUAUGGAUGCCAAAGAGUUUGAGUGGGAGAGCCAGCUGAGGUUUUACUGGGAGAAGGAGCCAGAUGAGCUGGUGGUCAGGCAGUGUACUGGAGAGUUUGGCUAUGGCUACGAGUACAUGGGUCUGAAUGGUCGACUGGUCAUCACUCCACUGACCGACAGAAUCUAUCUCACACUCACACAGGCUUUGUCCAUGAACUUGGGUGGUGCCCCCGCCGGGCCUGCAGGUACAGGUAAAACAGAGACCACCAAGGAUCUGGCCAAGGCUCUGGGGCUGCUCUGUGUGGUCACCAACUGUGGAGAGGGUAUGGACUUUAAGGCAGUAGGGAAGAUCUACUCUGGACUGUGUCAGUGCGGUGCCUGGGGAUGCUUUGAUGAGUUUAACCGUAUUGAUGUAUCUGUGUUGUCUGUCAUCUCAACACAGCUCAAAACCAUUCAGAAUGCUCUCAUCCUCAAGCUCAAAAGAUUUCAUUUUGAAGGCCAGGAAAUCAGUUUGGAUUUGCGUGUGGGUAUCUUCAUCACUAUGAACCCUGGAUACGCAGGGCGCACAGAGUUACCCGAGUCUGUCAAAGCACUCUUUAGACCUGUAGUGGUAAUUGUGCCAGAUCUGCAACAGAUUUGUGAGAUCAUGUUGUUCUCUGAGGGUUUCCUGACUGCUAAAGUUCUGGCCAAGAAAAUGACAGUGUUGUACAAAUUGGCCAAAGAACAACUGUCUAAACAGUACCAUUAUGACUUUGGUCUUAGAGCUCUGAAGUCUGUCUUGGUCAUGGCUGGUGACUUGAAACGAGGCUCUCCUGACCUGCCAGAGGAUGUGGUGCUGAUGAGAGCUUUGAGAGACAUGAACCUGCCCAAAUUUGUGUUUGAGGAUGUGCCUUUGUUCCUGGGGCUCAUCGGGGAUCUGUUCCCUGGCCUGGAUUGUCCCAGAGUCAGGUACCCCAACUUUAACGAUGCUGUGGAGGCAGUGCUGGAGGACAAUGGAUACAAAAUGCUGGAUGUCCAGGUGGACAAAGUGGUCCAGUUGUAUGAGACCAUGAUGACCCGUCAUACCACUAUGGUGGUAGGACCCACUGGAGGAGGAAAGUCAGUGGUCAUCAACACCCUGUCUCAGGCUCAGACCAAAUUGGGAGUUCCCACCAAAUUGUUUGUGAUCAAUCCCAAGGACCGAUCAGUGAUUGAUCUGUACGGUAUCCUGGACCCAGUGACCCGUGACUGGACCGAUGGACUCCUCUCAAAUAUAUUCAGAGACAUUAACAAACCCACAGAUAAAAAUGAGAGAAAGUACAUUGUGUAUGAUGGUGAUGUUGAUGCAUUGUGGGUAGAAAACAUGAACUCUGUCAUGGAUGACAAUAAACUUUUGACCCUGGCCAAUGGUGAAAGAAUUCGUCUACAGAAGCACUGUGCUAUGUUGUUUGAGGUGUUUGAUCUGCAAUAUGCAUCACCUGCCACUGUAUCCAGGUGUGGUAUGGUAUAUGUUGACCCCAAGAACUUGGGAUAUGACCCGUUCUGGUAUAAGUAUGUCAACUCCCGGCAGAACAAACAGGAGAGAGAUGACCUCAACAGACUGUAUGAGAAAUACGUCACUUCUCUGAUCGACAUGGUCAUUGAAGGAAUUCUGGAUGGUCGUCAAGGAGACAAAAUGAAAACCAUUGUCCCACUCACAAAUCUUAACCUGAUAACACAACUUGCUGCCAUGUUAGAUUCCCUCCUGGUCAAAGAGGUGGCUGAACCAGAUGAGCUGGAGGCCUUUUUCUUACAAGCCCUGUACUGGUCAAUCGGAGCUGCUCUUCUAGAGGAUGGUAGAAUCAAGUUUGAUGCUCAGAUCAAAAACUUGGCAGCCAUGAGCACUGCCAGUGAUGAUGAGAAGAAUUUUGCCAAAGCAGGGGAACUUCCAAGUGCCUUACCAACUUUGUACGAGUAUUUCUAUGACGGAGAACUCAAACAAUGGGUGCCAUGGAGCAAGAAAGUGCCAAAGUACGUUCAUGACCCAGAGAGAAAGUUCAACGAGAUCUUGGUCCCGACGGUGGAUACAGUGCGGGCCACUUGGCUCCUGGAGCUGAUGGUGGGCAUCAAGCAUCCAGUGGUACUGGUGGGGGAGACUGGUACCUCCAAGACCGCUACCACCGCCAACUUCCUCAGGACUCUCAGUACAGAAACACAUAUGCUGCUGAACAUGAACUUCUCCAGCAGAACCUCAUCACUGGACGUACAGAGAAAUCUGGAGGCCAAUGUGGAGAAGAGAACCAAAGACACGUACGGCCCUCCACCAGGCAGACGUCUGCUGAUCUUCAUUGACGACAUGAACAUGCCUCAGGUUGACAAGUAUGGAACCCAACAACCAAUUGCUUUGCUUAAGCUGUUGCUGGAGAGGGGUGGUAUGUAUGACCGUGGCAAGGAUCUCAACUGGAAGAACAUGAAGGACAUUGGCUACAUCGCUGCCAUGGGCAAAGCUGGUGGUGGCCGCAAUGAGACUGACCCACGAUUUGUUUCUCUCUUCUGUGUGUUUAACAUGACAUUCCCCUCAGAUGACGCUCUGUUCCUCAUCUACAAUUCUAUCCUGGCUGGACACACCCAACCAUUCCCAAAAGAAAUUCAGGACACAGUUCCGACUCUCACAAAGAUGACUAUGGCUUUGUACAGCUCAAUCGUAAACGAUCUCCCACCAACACCAUCCAAAUUCCAUUACAUCUUCAAUCUGCGAGAUCUGUCUAGAAUCUACCAUGGUAUGUGUCUCACCACACCCGACCGCUUCUCUAAGGUAGAAAACUUUGUCCGUGUGUGGAGAAACGAGUGCCUGAGAGUCAUUGGAGACAGGCUGAUCAGUGAUGUUGAUAAGGAAAUUGUCAAUAACAAAACAAAGGAACUGUUGGAGGAGAACUUCAAGCCAUAUGCAGAGAAUGCUAUGAGAAAUCCCAUCUUGUAUGGAGAUUACAGAACAGCCCUGGAGGAAUCUGAGCCCAGACUGUAUGAGGACAUCCAGGAUUAUGAUGCCUGCAAGGCACUCUUCCAAGAGAUUUUGGAGGAUUACAAUGAGGGUCACACUCCAAUGAAUCUGGUCCUGUUCGACGAUGCAUUGGAACACUUGACCCGCAUUCAUCGUGUGAUCAGGAUGGACCAGGGCCACGCCCUGCUGGUUGGUGUGGGUGGUAGUGGUAAACAGAGUCUGUGUAAACUGGCUUCGUAUGCUGCCGGUUGUGAUGUGUUUGAAAUCACUCUAAGCCGAGGCUAUGGUGAGAGCAGCUUCCGUGACGACCUGAAGAUCCUGUACAACAAGCUGGGAAUGGAGAACAAAAAAACCGUCUUCCUCUUCACAGAUCAGCAUGUAGCUGAAGAAGGUUUCUUGGAGCUGAUCAACAACAUGUUGACAUCAGGAAUGGUGCCAGCCUUGUAUGCUGAUGAUGAAAAGGAGUCUAUUGUUGGUUCGAUUCGUCAAGAGGCUACAGCUGCAGGUUGUCCUCAUAUUAAAGAAAUGAUCUGGCAGUACUUUGUUAACAAGUGUGCCAACAAUCUCCACAUUGUGCUGGCCAUGUCCCCAGUGGGAGAUGCCCUGAGAACAAGAUGCAGAAACUUCCCAGGAAUGGUGAACAAUGCCAAUAUUGACUGGUUCUUCCCCUGGCCAGAGCAGGCCUUGUAUGCUGUUGCUAGUGUGUUCAUUUCCCCAGAUAACCAGUUGAUUCCAGAGGACAAGCGACAGGAAGUGGUUAGCCAUAUUGUGAUGGUCCACCUGGAUGUGGUGAAGAGCAGCAAACUCUUCCAACAGCGUCUCCGUAGAAACAAUUAUGUCACUCCCAAAAACUACCUAGACUUCAUCAACUCCUACCUUAAACUCCUAGAAGAGAAGGACAAAUACAUUCUAGCCUUGUGUGAACGUCUACAAGGAGGUUUACAGAAGAUUGCUGAGGCCAGUGAACAGCUGGCUGUCCUCAAUGACAGACUGGCUGUACAAAAGGUGGCUGUGGCUGAGAAGUCUGAGGCUUGUGAGAUCAUGUUGGAGGAAAUCUCCACAGGUACUGUCCAGGCCACCGAGAAAAAGUCCCUGGCCGAGUCCAAAGGCAAGGAGAUAGAGGAGCAGAAUGUCGUCAUUGCUAAGGAGAAGGCAGAGGCUGAAGAGUCAUUAGCUGAGGCAUUGCCUGCCUUAGAGGCAGCCAGGCUGGCUUUAGAAGACUUGGACAAGGGAGAUGUCACAGAAAUCAGGUCCUUUGCCAAACCACCGCCAGAGGUACAGAGAGUGUGUGAAUGCAUUGUAGUAUUCAAGGGAAUCCGUGAAGUCUCCUGGAAAUCAGCCAAAGCAAUGAUGUCAGAAGCCAACUUCUUGAAGAGUCUUAUGGAAAUGGAUGUUGAUAGCAUCACUCAGAGGCAAACACAGGCUGUGAAAGGGUUGAUGAGCGACAAGAACUUGAACCUGACCUUGGAAGCCAUGAAGUCCAUCAGUAAAGCAGGCUCUGGGUUGCUUAAGUUUGUGGAGGCUGUGAUGGGUUAUUGUGUGGUGGCCAGAGAAAUCAAACCAAAGAGAGAAAAGGUGGCAAGGCUAGAGAAGAACUUCCACCAAGCUAAAAGAGAUUUGGAUAAGAUCACAAAUGAAAUCAACAAGCUGGAAAAUGAGUUAAAAGAACUUGGGAUGAAGUAUGAACAGGCUAUGUCAGAAAAACAGCAGCUGGAGGAAGAGGCAGCCAUUAUGGAACGCCGUUUGAUUGCUGCCGACAAACUUAUUUCAGGUUUAACAUCAGAAAACAAGAGAUGGCAGUUGGACUUGAAUGAUCUUAAACAGAAACGAAUCCGUCUGUUGGGAGACUGUCUAGUGAGUUCUGCUUUCCUGAGCUAUGUGGGAGCUUUUAGCUGGGAAUUCCGUAAUGAUAUGGUGUACAAGGACUGGGUGGAAGACUUACAUAAAAGGGAGGUCCCACUGAGUGAACCAUUUAAGCUGGAGGAACUACUGACCAAUGAAGUGGAAGUCAGCAAGUGGACAUCAGAAGGUCUCCCUCCUGAUGAGUUGUCAAUUCAGAACGGUAUCUUGACAACCAGGGCCAGCAGAUUCCCUAUGUGUAUUGAUCCACAGCAGCAAGCUCUGAACUGGAUAAAACGCAAAGAAGAGCAAAACAAUCUGAAGGUGUGCACAUUCAAUGAUCAUGACUUCUUGAAACAACUGGAGCUGGCUAUUAAGUAUGGUUUCCCAUUCUUGUUCAAAGAUGUGGAUGAAUACAUUGACCCAGUCAUAGACAAUGUACUGGAAAAGAACAUCAAAGGAGACAAAGGUCGAGAGUUCAUUCUGCUAGGAGACAAGGAGGUGGACUAUGACCCCAACUUCAGGCUCUAUCUGAAUACUAAGCUGGCCAAUCCAAAGUACUCCCCAAAUGUGUUUGGAAAAUCCAUGGUCAUCAACUAUACUGUCACACUCAAGGGUCUUGAGGAUCAGUUACUGAGUGUGAUAGUGAAGUUUGAGAGGCGAGAGUUGGAGGAGCAGAGAGAGCGCCUGAUCCAGGAGACCAGCACCAACAAGAAGCUCCUGAAGGACCUGGAGGACGCCCUGCUCCGAGAGCUGGCCCAGUCCCAGGGCAACAUGUUGGACAACAUGGAGCUGAUCCAAACACUGGAGGAAACCAAAACCAAGGCUACUGAGGUGUCUGAGAAAUUAAAGCUGGGAGCUAAGACAGCUAUUGACAUUGAUAAACUCCGAGAUGGCUACAGACCUGCAGCUCGGAGAGGAGCCAUUCUGUUCUUCAUUUUGGCUGACCUGUCCACCAUUAAUACCAUGUACCAGUACAGCUUGGAUGCCUACCUAGGGGUGUUCGAGCUCUCCCUGAAGAAGUCCAUGCCUGAUGCCAUUCUACAGAAGAGACUUAAAAAUAUCAUGGACACAUUGACACACAAUAUAUACAACUAUGGCUGCACAGGUAUCUUUGAGAAGCAUAAACUGUUGUUCUCCUUCCAAAUCACUAUUAAACUGGAACAAGAUCAAAGUCAUGUAACCCAAGAGGAGCUUGACUUCUAUAUCAAGGGUAACCUUGCAUUGGAGAAGAGUCGUCGUAAGUGUCCUUAUUCCUGGUUCCCUGAAGCUGGAUGGGAAGAUGCUAUUAGACUGGCAGAGGAAUUUCCAGACAAGUUCAGCUCAUUAAUUGAUGACAUUGAAAGACAUGAGAAAGUCUGGAAGAAGUGGUUUGAUUCUGACACCCCCGAGGCAGAUGCUUUCCCCCUGAAGUAUGAAGAAGGUCUGUCAGCUUUCCAAAGGUUGAUGCUGCUAAGAUGUAUUCGUGUGGACAGAAUCUACAGAGCUGUGGAGGAGUAUGUCACCAAAUGUAUGGGAGAGAAAUAUGUCAACCCUCCCAUCAUCAGCUUCGAGUCCAUCUUUGACCAAAGUACACCAGUGUCCCCCAUUGUGUUUAUAUUGAGCCCUGGUUCUGACCCUGCCAGUGACUUGAUGAAGCUGGCAGAGAGAAUUGAGUUUGGGUCCAACAAACUGAAGUUCCUUUCCAUGGGUCAAGGUCAGGAGAAGCUGGCCCUGCAGUACUUGGAGACGGCCAUUGCCCGUGGUCAGUGGCUUAUGUUACAGAACUGUCACUUGUUGGUCAAAUGGCUGCGAGAACUUGAGAAGGAGCUAGAAAAACUGACCAAACCCCAUCCUGAUUUCAGACUUUGGCUGACCACAGAACCCACUGACAGCUUCCCUAUUGGUAUUCUGCAGAGGUCACUCAAGGUUGUCACAGAACCCCCCAAUGGACUGAAACUGAACUUGAGAGGCACCUACCACAAGAUCUCGGCCCAGGCCCUGUCAGAGUGCCCCCACAAUGCUUUCUCGUCCUUGGUGUUCACUCUUGCCUUUUUCCACGCUGUGGUACAAGAGAGGAGGAAGUAUGGAAAGAUUGGAUGGAACAUUGCCUAUGACUUUAAUGAAUCUGACUUCAGGGUGUGCCAACAGAUUCUCAAUACUUACCUUACCAAGGCCUUUGAGCAAGGUGAUCCCAAGAUUCCAUGGGCUAGCUUGAAGUAUCUAAUUGGAGAGGUGAUGUACGGUGGUCGAGCCAUUGACGACUUUGACAGGAGAGUCCUGAGGACCUACAUGGAUGAGUACAUGGGAGACUUUAUCUUUGACACAUUCCAGCCCUUCCACUUCUAUCACAAUGAAGAAGUAGACUACAAAAUCCCAGAAGAUGGACCCAGAGAUAACUAUACUGAUUAUAUUGAGUCUUUGCCUCAUGCCAACACCCCUGAAGUCUUUGGUCUCCAUCCAAAUGCUGAGAUUGGAUACUACACCUCAGCAGCCAGGGACAUGUGGAGCCAUCUGGUGGAGCUCCAGCCCCAAACAGGGGAUUCUGGGUCAGGAAUCAGUCGGGAGGAGUUCAUCGGAAAGAUCGCCAAAGAUGUCCUGGCUAAAUUGCCUCCAGAGUAUGAGAUGGACAAAAUCAGAAAGAAGUAUGGUUUAGACAUUCCUCCCACCACCGUGGUGUUGUUACAGGAGCUGGAGAGGUUUAACAAUCUCAUCAUCAGGAUGAGGAGGUCACUCCAAACACUGCAAAAGGCUCUGGCAGGAGAAGUAGGUAUGAGCAGUGAGUUGGAUGAAGUGUCCCGAGCUCUGUUCAACGGUCAGAUUCCAGCCAUCUGGAGGAGACUGGCCCCUGCCACACUCAAGUCUCUGGGUAACUGGAUGAUCCACUUUGAGAGGAGACUCAGACAAUAUAAUGCUUGGGUGAAUGAGGGUGAGCCCCCUGUCAUGUGGCUCUCUGGACUCCACAUCCCAGAGUCUUACCUGACUGCUCUGGUACAGGCCACUUGUCGUAAGAAUGGCUGGCCACUGGACAAGUCCACUCUCUACACCUCAGUCACACAAUGGCAGAAUGCUGAUGAUGUCACAGAAAGAGCUCAUCAAGGUUGCUUCAUUGAUGGUCUGUACCUGGAGGGAGCUGCCUGGGACCGAGAGAACUGCUGCCUGAUCCGACAGUCCCCCAAACAGCUGAUCCAGGACCUCCCAGUCAUGAAGGUCAUCCCCAUUGAGGCCCACCGCCUCAAACUCCAGAACACAUUCAGGACCCCAGUGUACGUCACCUCGGAGAGGAGGAAUGCCAUGGGGGUAGGCCUGGUGUUUGAGGCUGACCUGGCCACUACAGAACAUCUCAGUCACUGGGUCUUGCAGGGAGUGUGUCUCAUCCUUAAUACUGAUUAAUCAGGACUCUGAUAUAGACAUUGAAAGAUCAAACAGACAGUGUACUUAGCCAAAAUGAAAAAUACACAACUCUCUGCUUCAUAAAACAAAAAGUGAAUAAAAAAGUAUUUGAAAAAAAAAUGUGUAAAUGAAUAUUAUUACGUAAGAGUGACUAUAAUUUUUGUACUUUGAAAUAUGGAGGAUGCUCAAAGCUGGAUGUGUAUUUAUCUACAUAUUUUGUUUAAAUCAUGUUCAGUGACUUCAUCAAUAUGAAUUCCGUCCAGUAUAUUGUUUAUAUUUUUUAACAGACUGUAACUUGUUUUUCACCCUGUUUAUACAGCUGUGAUAAUCUCCAAACCGUCCAGAUUGAUUUAGUAUAUGUUUAAUGUCAUUUAUUUAUACAGUAUAGGUACUUUUAAAAAAAAAAGAUUAUUCAUUGUUUUGCUUUAAUAUUUGUUAUUGUUUACAUUUGAACAAACUUUUACAAGAUUUGUUUUUUGAAAUGAAAUAAAAUCUUAAAAAAUAAA